Zeugodacus cucurbitae (melon fly) is the source of this 1440-nucleotide messenger RNA. RefSeq names its product queuine tRNA-ribosyltransferase catalytic subunit (gene Tgt). Gene Ontology annotation, molecular function: tRNA-guanosine(34) queuine transglycosylase activity. The transcript is spliced from 2 exons. Bases 137 to 1354 code for a protein of 405 amino acids. Gene Ontology annotation, cellular component: cytosol. Lineage: Eukaryota; Metazoa; Arthropoda; Insecta; Diptera; Tephritidae. The record is from RefSeq and is a predicted model, not a curated record.
CAAUUGGCAACUCUAUAACACGUGCCGGUGAAGGAAUGUCAUCAUAAAAAUAUAGAAAAAACAUUUUGUUUUUUAUUUAAUGUAUUUUAGUUUUCUCUUGUAAAUAUUUAUAAUUUUAUUGAACUAUAUAGAUAAUAUGACAACUAAAGUACCACCUCUAACUUACAAAGUAAUUGCUGAAUGUUCAGUAACGAAGGCUCGAGCUGGCCUAAUGACGCUUCGCCAUGGUGAAGUGAAUACGCCAGUUUUCAUGCCCGUUGGCACACAAGGUACUUUAAAAGGUCUCUUGCCGGAUCAGCUAAUUGAGCUCAACUGCCAAAUACUCCUAGGUAACACUUACCAUUUAGGCAUGCGUCCUGGCAUUGAAACUCUACAAAAGGCCGGUGGUCUACAUAAGUUCAUGGGUUGGCCCCGUGGUAUUCUCACCGAUUCGGGUGGCUUUCAAAUGGUCUCUUUAUUAAAAUUAGCGCAAAUUGAUGAGAACGGUGUAAACUUUUGCUCACCGUUUGACAAUAGUGAAUGUAUGUUAACACCUGAACAUUCAAUACAAAUACAAAAUACAAUUGGCGCCGAUAUCAUGAUGCAGUUGGAUGAUGUUGUCAAGACUACUACUGUUGGUCCACGUGUUGAAGAGGCUAUGCAUCGUACCAUACGUUGGCUGGAUCGUUGUAUAAGUGCACAUGCGCGUGAUGACGAUCAAAGUUUAUUUCCGAUUGUGCAGGGUGCAUUGGAUCCUGACUUGCGCAAAAAGUGUGCUGACGCAUUAAUACAGCGCAAAGUGCGCGGUUAUGCAGUGGGUGGUCUUAGCGGUGGCGAAAGUAAACAUGAGUUCUGGCGAACGGUGCAUGUAUGCACUGAUCUGCUGCCAAAGGAUAAGCCACGUUAUUUAAUGGGUGUUGGUUUCGCAGCGGAUUUAGUAGUUUGCGUAGCGCUUGGUAUUGAUAUGUUCGAUUGUGUUUUUCCCACACGAACAGCUCGUUUUGGUUGCGCGCUGGUCAACGCGGGUCAAAUGAAUUUGAAAAAUAAAAAAUACGAAAACGAUAUGCGCCCCAUUGAUCAUGAAUGCGAGUGUAGCACUUGCAGCAGAUAUACACGCUCAUAUCUACAUCAUAUUGCCACAAUGGAAUCGGUAUCAUGCAGUCUGUUAAGUAUACAUAAUGUAGCAUAUCAACUGAGGCUAAUGCGACGCAUGAGAGAAGCGAUCCAGCGCGAUCAAUUUCCACAGUUUAUCUGCGACUUCAUGGCAAAACAUUUUGAAGGUGAAACGGUGCCCUUGUGGAUUAGAGAAGCGUUACAAGCAGUCAAUGUGGAAUUGCCACCUGACGAAGAUAAAGUCAAAGAAGCAGCACUAUAAGUAUACCUAAUAUUUUUAUUAUAAAUAAACGAUGUAUGUAUUUAUUCAUUCGAUAAACAGAUGAAAAUAGAUACAUCAAAAUGAAA